Molecule: messenger RNA, 708 nt
Organism: Cordyceps militaris CM01
Lineage: Eukaryota; Fungi; Ascomycota; Sordariomycetes; Hypocreales; Cordycipitaceae
Product: clathrin light chain
Exons: 3
Coding region: 1-708 (235 amino acids)
Biological process (GO): clathrin coat assembly; clathrin-dependent endocytosis; intracellular protein transport
Cellular component (GO): clathrin coat of trans-Golgi network vesicle; clathrin coat of coated pit; plasma membrane
Molecular function (GO): clathrin heavy chain binding; structural molecule activity
Source: RefSeq, a predicted model, not a curated record
AUGGCGGACCGUUUUCCAUCGCUGGAUGACUUCGACUCGGGAGCGCAAACGGAGGUCAAGGACACCUCCGGGUCUGACGAACAAGACUUCCUUGCACGCGAGAAAGCGCUUCUUGGCGACGAUGCAGAACAAUUUGCCAGCAGUGGGGACGCUGAAGCACUGGGAGACACCAGUGAAGACCUUCUCGGCGGAGAAAGUGCGCCGUCCGCGUUCGGAUCACAGUUCCCAGACCUGGCUGACCCCUCAUCUGGAAUGGCGGGUGCCCCUGGAGCAUCAGCAAUCACAGGCCCGUCUGUCAGCUACAACUCGGGAUACCAGGCCACUGCGACCGACGAGGAAGAGCCCGAGGUGAUCAGGCAAUGGAGGGACAAGCGCGAUGCGCAAAUCACAAAAAGAGCAGAACAACUGGCCACGCAAAAAGAAGAGACGAUAAAGGAAGCGCAGCAGAAUAUCGAUGACUUCUACGAGAACUACAACAUGAAGAAGGAGAAAGGUAUUGCACAGACCCGCAAGGAUGCCGAGCAGUUCCUGGCAAACCGAGAUGAUACGGUGUCAGGCGGUACUAGCUGGGAUAGAAUUGCGAAAUUGGUUGAUGUCAGCGGCAAGGGAAGCAAGGGCGGUGCCUCAGGCAGUGGCAAGGAACGCUUCCGCGAGAUGUUGGUGGACCUGCGCAAGGACGAAAAAGCACCCGGAGCUACAGGUUAUUGA